Messenger RNA from Emericellopsis atlantica, 3065 nucleotides. RefSeq names its product putative ATP-dependent peptidase. Gene Ontology annotation, cellular component: mitochondrial inner membrane. Bases 362 to 2623 code for a protein of 753 amino acids. Gene Ontology annotation, molecular function: ATP hydrolysis activity; ATP binding; ATP-dependent peptidase activity. NCBI's taxonomy places the organism in Eukaryota, Fungi, Ascomycota, Sordariomycetes, Hypocreales, Bionectriaceae. The record is from RefSeq and is a predicted model, not a curated record. The transcript has 3 exons. Gene Ontology annotation, biological process: protein quality control for misfolded or incompletely synthesized proteins; mitochondrion organization.
CGCACCUUCGUCUUCGCGCGCGUGCCUGUUGGGGUCAUAAUUAACUUUAGCUUCUCAAACAGUGGCAAGUUCUCCCCCCCCACGGAAAACCACCAAAGCCUGCGGUUCAUCAUUACAGCACGACUCGCGGUCUGAGCGAAAACCAUCCGCGCGCCUGUCGCACAAUGAGCUGAUUGCUCACCCUACGAUUUUUCUUGUCCCAUCCAGUUAUCUUCGUCCAGGCAUACUUUCAUGAAGCGCCAUCCCUACACUCCUCGUGGCUCCAAAGUUCGGCUAGUCGACUAGCACUCCUCGGUCUCCUGACGUCCGCUCGUUGUUUAUUAUCUCGAGGCAGACUGGUGAACAAGACUGGGCUUCAAGCAUGGCCUCUCUAGGUCUCAGGCUGUCAGCAAUGACGCCUGUCCCUCGAAUGGCCCGUACAGGCCUGAUGGGCUCGCAGAGGAUUCUCGCGCAGCCUGUCUUCGAGUCGACCUCGGUACUACGAUCGCUUCGACCGAUGGCGCAUAACCUAGCUACCCCUAUGGGCUCCUUGCGUAUGCUAUCCAGCGGAGCGAGAUACAUCCCCAGCACAUCACUAUCAUCAUCGUCAUCAUCGCAUAGUCAUCGGUCUUUCGGCACUGUCAACGGGGUGCCUAGGAAUCAGCUCGCCAACAGUGAGGCAAACGCGAACCGGGACCCCAACAACGCCAACCUCCAGAAUGCCUUUUACGACCUCCUGCUUCGCGCCAACAUGCCUGGCAUCGUCGUCACCCGCCACCAGUCUGGCCGCUACGGCGCCAAUGCGGCCACUGAAGAACUCUACAGCCGGGCUCUCGGUGCCGUCCAAGGGGGCGGUGCCAUGUCCAGCACGCUCGGCACCGGGGGACACCAGCCUGUCUUCAACGCGGGCUAUGGUGGCGCCGCGGCACAAAAUCAACACUUGGGCAUGGGCGGCAUUGGUAACAUGACAGGAUCUGCUGCGGAAACCGAGCGUGGUAUUAAGGGCAAGCCCAUGCACGUUCUCGUACAUGAGUCUGCCGGAUCCAAGUUGUUCCGCUGGACCAAGUUCAUUUUUUCGUACAUGCUUGCCCUUUGGAUCUCCUUCUCGCUUAUGACUAUCGUCAUCGAGGUGCUCAACUCGUACCGUCGUCCCGGUGGUACACCGAAGAAGGUCGAUUCGGAGGUGACUUCGGAGAAGCAGACAGCCCGCUUUACCGAUGUACACGGGUGCAACGAGGCCAAGGAAGAGCUCGAGGAAGUUGUUGAGUUUCUGAAGCAUCCCGACAAGUUCUCGGACCUCGGUGCCAAGCUGCCCAAGGGUGUCCUGCUCGUCGGCCCUCCUGGUACAGGCAAGACGCUCCUCGCUCGCGCAGUUGCGGGCGAGGCUGGGGUCCCCUUCUUCUACAUGUCUGGCAGUGAGUUCGACGAGAUCUACGUCGGCGUCGGCGCCAAGCGUGUUCGCGAACUGUUUAGCAGCGCAAAGGCAAAGUCUCCGGCCAUUGUCUUCAUUGACGAGCUGGACGCCAUCGGCGGCAAACGCAACCCCCGCGAUCAGGCCCACUCGAAGCAGACACUGAACCAGCUCCUCACCGAGUUGGACGGGUUCGACCAGGACGCGAGAAUCAUCAUUAUUGCCGCCACCAACACGCCCAACAUGCUCGACAAGGCCCUGACGCGCCCUGGCCGUUUCGACCGUCAUGUGAGCGUUGACUUGCCCGACGUGCGUGGCCGAAUCGAGAUCCUCAAGCACCACGCCCACAAGGUCAAGCUUGCGCCCAACGUCGACCUCGAAGCCAUCGCGGCUCGCUCCCCGGGGCGGUCGGGUGCGGAGCUCGAGAACAUGCUCAACGUGGCUGCCUUGAAAGCAAGCAGGGCCAAGGCCACCAUGAUCUCCAGGCAAGACAUGGAGUGGGCAUUCGACCGCGUCACCAUGGGAUCCGAAAGGAAGUCAAUGGUCAUCACCGAGAAGGAGAAGGAGAUGACUGCAUACCACGAGGCUGGACACGCACUGGUCCAGCUCUUCGACAGCGAAUCCUCCAGCAAUCUCUACAAGGUCACCAUCUUGCCCAAGGGCAUGUCGCUGGGCCACACGGCCUUCCUACCGCAGAUGGACAAGUACUCGCACACAGCUGCGGAGUACUUGUCGAGUAUUCGUGUUUCCUUGGGCGGCAAGAUGGCUGAGGAGCUUCGGUUCGGCGACGACAAGGUCACCAGCGGAGUGUCACAGGACCUUGAAAGCGCCACUGAUUUGUGCUUCAGCAUGGUGUCCAAAUACGGCAUGUCGCAUGAGCUCGGUCCUGUCGAGUAUGGCAAGCGAUACGAGUAUCUUAGCUCCGACACACGUGCCAAGAUUGAGAGCGAGGUCCAGAAGACGCUCAAGAAGUCGUACGAGGAUGUGCGGCAACUGUUGACGGACCGCCGCAAGGAGCUCGACCUACUGGCGCAAGCGUUAGUCAGGUACGAGACGCUGGACAAGGAGGAGGUCAUGAGGGUGAUCAAGGGCGAGUCGCUUCCUAGUCGGACGCAGAUUCCCCCUGGUCCCAUGCUCAUGCCAGUGCCCAAACAAGAUCCUCUCCCACCAGGCGUCCCGCAACCGACGCCGCCCGAACCGCAAGAGCCGCCUGCUGCAGCCGGCAAUGCGUAGAGACGGACAGGGGAAGGCGGGAGAUUAUGGUGCCGCGGGUGAGGUUUGGCCCUCCUGAUGAUCCAGAGCUCAUCUGGGGGAUGUACCAGAAACACCGCCAACAAUCAUGUUGGACAGUGGGUAGCGAGUCUUGCAUUUCGAACGGCCAGCGGCAGAUGGGGAGACUGGUCGAGCGGGAGGAGGAAGGUCUCCUCUGGGGACGAGGCUAUGCACAGCCGUGUGAAUUCUACUUGUACAAGUUCGCAAUAUGAGCAUUAAGCGUGGUAAAUACUAUUCCCAUGUGUCUAUCAGUUAUCUGGUACUAUUCAUGGUGAAAUAUGGUAUCUGGUAGUGAGUGUGCUGGACAGCUCGUUUGGCUCUGCCUGAUCCGCCUACCCGGCAGCCUUGGACAGGCAAUUCAAUGAACCACCGUGGCGGCACUAUCGUAACUUACCCUCCUAGU